Molecule: messenger RNA, 3501 nt
Organism: Condylostylus longicornis
Lineage: Eukaryota; Metazoa; Arthropoda; Insecta; Diptera; Dolichopodidae
Gene: pkaap
Product: A-kinase anchor protein 10, mitochondrial
Exons: 4
Coding region: 193-2376 (727 amino acids)
Biological process (GO): intracellular protein localization
Cellular component (GO): plasma membrane
Source: RefSeq, a predicted model, not a curated record
UCAAAAUUGCGAUGAGAGAUGAGAAGUAGUCUAGCAUUUUUUCGAGGUCGUUUGUUUAUUUAUUUAACUCAAAAUAAAAAUAUUUUGAUUAUAUUUGGGCAUCCUUCUAUAUUUCUUCAAUUUAAAUUUUACUACAAUCGAUGUGUGUUUGCAAAAAAAUGUGAAAAAAUAAUGUAACAAAAAUAAUUUAAAAUGCUCAAUUUUUUAAAGAAAUCUGGCCGUUCAUUUGUUAACGAUGAAAAAUUUGUGCCGGAAAAAACUAAAGGAAAUUCGAUGUCAUCGUGGCAAUUAACAGAUAAUACACCUUUAGAUGAAUAUUUAGAAAAUCAUGAAAUCAAUGAAGCUGUACAACCACGUUCCCGAUUAUCAAUGAAUCUCUAUGAUAUUUUAGCAGAUCGAACAUGUUUAAGUUAUUUUAUCCAAUUUUUGGAAACUAAAAGUGCUCUCUCUUUGAUUAAAUUUUAUUUGGACUCGGAAAGUUUUAAGACAGUAGCCGAAAAAGAAAUUGCUUCUAUUGAAAAUAAUAAUAAUUAUUAUUAUUACAAUUAUUCUAAUGCAAUCAGAAGACAUCAUUCAAAAAGUAUUUCAUCCGAUAAUUUUGAUAAGAUCUCAUUAAAUAGUAGUAAUUUCGAUGUAACCGAUUCAGUUUCACUCGGUUCUCAAUUAACGAAUGUAACAAUGAAUUGCGACCAAUUGAUAAGUAAUAGUAGCAUGAGCUUAGAUGAAAAACUUGAAGAACAAAUGAGUGAUAAAGAAAUUACAGAAAUUAAUCAAAUAAAUGAAUCUAAUGAACAAAUUAACACAAAUGUAAACUUGCAUAAGAAUUGCAAUUUAAAUAGUCUAAAAACCGUACCUGAACUAAAAACGUUAUGCGAUUUAUCGUUACGAAAACCGUUAACAGAUGACGAAAAGUCCUUGCUAGUGCUUGCUGAAAACAAUAAAAUUUAUCAUAAAAGAAUAAGUAAGAGUAUAAGUGCCAACAAUUUUAGUGAGCAACUAUCUUCUAAUGUAAAUUGCGAAAACUUUAAACCUAACGUUUCAAGUAGAGAAAUGGCUAUUCGACAAAAAAAUGUUUACACAUCGAUUGCAUCAGAUGCGAUUCGAAUAUAUCGUAAAUAUUUAACAAGCAAUUCGCCAUAUUUUAUUGAUAUCCCUGCAACAAUAUUAUCAACAAUAUCAUUACAAAUAUGUGCGCAAAAUAAAAGUUCUGCCGAUUAUGAAAAUAGCGAAAAAAACCAUGACAAUAACAAUAAAACUUCUGAGACGGAUGAUAACUCUGAGGAAGAUAUAAACUCAAUAUCGUGCAAAUGUUUUUCCGAAGCUCAAAAAUAUAUUCUAGAACGACUGGAAGCAGAUUAUUUAAGCGAGUUUUUAGAAAGUUCCUUUUACUGCAAAUAUAUUGUUGAUAUAUUGUCCAAUGUUCGAUCUUUAACUAUUUCGGAUAUCCUACAUAGUGAAUCAGCUUUGUUUUAUUUUAUGGAAUUUUUAGAACAGAAGCAAAACCAUCGCGGCCUUUUAGAAUUUUGGGUAGCUGCUAUCAAUUUUCGCAAACACUAUUUAAAUUUGUCUAUGAAUGCUGAUGAGGAUAUUUAUUCUGAUACUGAAAGUUCAGAAGAUUUGCUACAAAGUGAUGCGAUGAUAUUAUAUGAUAAGUACUUUUCGUUACAAGCUAAUAAUCCAUUACCUAUUUCAAGUAGAAUAAGAAGUCAAAUUGAAGAAAAAAUUUGUUCUAGUGAAAUAGAUGAAAUUUGCAAAUGUUUUGAUGUUGCAAUUAAAGUAGUAGAAUUAUUUUUUGAAAGAGUUUAUUUUCAAGAGUUUUUAUCUUCUCAAUUAUUUGUUAAUUAUUUUAACGAUUUAAAAUCAAAGAUUCCCGAUUAUAAUUCGUCAGACAUCAAAACGAACUCGAAUAGAAUUAAAAGUGGCUUCAAAAUGAUAAGACAUCGAAAAACUCUUUCGGAUUGUACUGCUGAGAGCACAAAAGAAGUGAAGAAACGUUUUCUAUCGCAGCAAAAUAGUUUAUCGGGGCAAGGAAUGGAAAAUUCAAAAUUUAAAACAAGUAGAUCGGCAGACAUGAAAAUUGAUUCAAGACAUUUAAAUGAUCCGGAUUUAUUGUGGAAGAGAAAUUCAAGAAAUGGAUUAAUAUUUGGUCGUGUAAAUUCUUUAGGUCGGUAUGAGCGGGAUUUUGAAGUUAAUUUUAACAAUGAAGAAAAAUGGACUUUAGCAAGCGGUAGUCAUAAACUAAAAAAUGCUAUGCGAAAAUUUGUCAAUUUACCUGAAGAUAAAGUUCAAGAAGAAAUUGCAUGGCAAAUUGCGGAAAUGAUUGUUAAAGAUAUAACAAAUGUUACUUUAGGAAAUAGUGAUAGUAAUGAUAUUUAAAAAUAUGUAUAUCUUAAAGUUAGAGAACUUUAAAUUAGCUUCGAAAUGAAAUUGAAAUUCCAUAAGUUUUAAAAAUGUGCGCACAGAAAAUAUUACUUUGUUACAAUAUUACAAAUAUUGAAUAUAGUUGAGUUGCAGUGUGAUUAGCAAUCAAAAUUUGCGAUAAUUAAAUGAGUAAAAAAAAUUUAAAUCUGAGAAAUAUUUUAUAUUUAAAGACUCAUAGUUGAAAUAAAAAAAAAUAAGUAUUCAAAGAUUAAGUAAGAUAGCACAAAUUAGAAAAACAAAACAUAAAAAUUAAAAGUAAAAUUUACAUUUAAUUUAUAUAUCUAUGUAUGUAUGUAUGUUCAAAUGAGCAGCUAAAUUUUAUUUUUUUCUCACAAAUUAAUUUUUAUUUUCUAAGAAAAAUCCUAAUAAAUUUUAUGCAGUGAUUGGGUAAUUUUUAUGAAAAAAAUUUGCAAUACAUUUAAAAAACAAAAAUUUCUUUAUUUUAAUAUUUAAUAUUUUUUAAUGAUGUGACUGAUUGACAUUCUCUCAUCUACAGUAUUACGAUAUAACCGCAAUUAAUUUAUAGAUCGUUUUGUCUAUAAUGUCAUUAAGUAAAUUUAAUUAAAAAUACUCUUGCGUGUCUCUCAAAAUUUUGUUAUCUUUAAAAAAGUAUCUUGUUUUUUAUGUUAAAUGAUGUUUUUUACAUGAAUGUUAUUUUGGUACUUAUAGAUAUUUUUUUAUUCUUUUGUUUGAAAUUUAGAUAGGUAAUCAUGUAUUUUUACUAUAUUUUACGGGUUAAAGCACAAGUUUUCCUAUUUUAUUUUUUUCUUUUAAAAUAUGUAAUUACGAGUCCUCGUAAUUACGAGUACCAGUAAUUACAAAGUUGCUCAGAUUGCUCUAUAUUAAAUUUUGUACAAUUUACAUUUGUUUGAGGAACUUGAUCGCACAUUUAUACUAGGAAGAAUGAAAAAAAAAAUUUGUUAUAUAUGCAUAAUUAAAAUUUCAUGCUUACAUAAUAUGUAAUUAUGUAUAUUUGUAGACCUAUUCUAUAUUUUUUCGAAAAAUUAUUUUUAAAUUUAUAUUGUUAAUAAUAUUUUAUGUACUUGUCUUUACUUAAAAUGAAAAUUGAACUUUAUCCUA